Molecule: messenger RNA, 744 nt
Organism: Cryptococcus amylolentus CBS 6039
Lineage: Eukaryota; Fungi; Basidiomycota; Tremellomycetes; Tremellales; Cryptococcaceae
Exons: 3
Cellular component (GO): mitochondrion
Source: RefSeq, a predicted model, not a curated record
CAUGUCCCUCCGACCACUCUUACGACAGACACAGCUCAGGAGCGUGGGCGUGAGGAGUAUCCAGAGCUCGGCGCCGAGGAGGGGGGCGCAUGGCGGGCAUGGGGCCGAGGAGGACCAGAGUGAUACUUAUACCAAAGAAUCAUUCCUGAACCCCAAGUGGCGCAACGCCUUCCUCCUCUUCACCACCGCCGCCCUCAUUUUCCCCUACCUCCCCGCCCCCGCCAAAUCCAACCUCUCCCCCUCCCUCUCGCCGGACGCGUUCCAAGAGGCCAGGCGGGAUGUGGAGGGCGAGCUGCCAUGGUUGACGAGGUGGUUUGUGAGGGAGACGGAGAAGGCGGAGGUGUGGAGGGAGAGGGCGGAUAGGCAUUUGGAGUUGACGAAGGAGGAGGCGGAUAGGAGGUUGUUGUUCCAGGAGGCGGAGAGGCCGAAGGUGUUGAGGAUGAGGUAUCCUAGCCGAUUCGAACAAGCCUCCCCGUUCAACAUUCCCGUCGGAUCCCAAGUCGACCUUUCAGACCUCAAAGUCCGACCUGCUGAAUAGACCUCUCUCCUUCCCCUCCCCUGACUCUCUCCCUCUCUCCAUCCAGCCGAUUGUCGUCUUUCCGCCCCCACCUUAUCCCUCCGAGCCCGCCUUUCCACAAUUUGUAUAACAAAUACUAUUCGCUAUCCGGGGAGGGACGACUGUCGGUAUGCGGGGGGAGGGGGUGGAUAGAAGAGAGCGUAGAUGGGGCAUGUAACGAAGGCUAU